AUGAAAGCCAAGUAUGGCAUCCAGGACGAAGACACCUACAACUUUGAUAAGACUGGCUUCAUAAUGGGCGUGAUAUCGACUGGAGCGCAGGGCAAUCGGGAGUGGGUUACAGCUAUUCAGGGCAUCAACGCGAUGGGGUGGGCGAUUCCACCCUUCAUCAUCUUUGCCGGCAAGCACCACCUCUCCGCCUAG
Molecule: messenger RNA, 192 nt
Organism: Alternaria arborescens
Lineage: Eukaryota; Fungi; Ascomycota; Dothideomycetes; Pleosporales; Pleosporaceae
Exons: 2
Coding region: 1-192 (63 amino acids)
Source: RefSeq, a predicted model, not a curated record